Messenger RNA from Knipowitschia caucasica, 387 nucleotides. The record is from the annotation of a GenBank genome assembly. Lineage: Eukaryota; Metazoa; Chordata; Actinopteri; Gobiiformes; Gobiidae.
AUGAUCCAACAUUUCUUGAACAAAUCCCCCGUGUUCCUAGACAUUAGGGAACAAGGAAGAGUUAUUUUGCAACUGCGUGAGGUGGAGCAAAGAGUCUCCAUGCCCCAAGGAACAGACCUGAAGACCAAAGACCUCAAAGCCAUAGCUAAGGAGACGGCUAGAAGUCUCCGGGAAGAGCUGGGACCCUUCACCUCACCCCUGCUCUGGAGUGAGUAUUUCCUCAAUGCAGCGGUGAGACAUCUGAAUUUCCAGCUGGAAGACUUCAUUGACGAGGACAGAGGCCGACGACCAAGACGUUUCUUCUCCCGAUUGUUUAAGAUGUUCAGGAUCAAGAAGAACAGAGUGUCGCCUGGUCCUCUGAGAGCAUACAUCAGAUCAGCAUACUAA